Malurus melanocephalus (red-backed fairy wren) is the source of this 3705-nucleotide messenger RNA. RefSeq names its product claudin 5 (gene CLDN5). Gene Ontology annotation, biological process: bicellular tight junction assembly; cell adhesion. Gene Ontology annotation, cellular component: plasma membrane; bicellular tight junction. Lineage: Eukaryota; Metazoa; Chordata; Aves; Passeriformes; Maluridae. The record is from RefSeq and is a predicted model, not a curated record. The transcript has a single exon. Gene Ontology annotation, molecular function: structural molecule activity. The coding region runs from base 77 to 727 and encodes 216 amino acids.
CAACCGCCCGAGGCAGCGGAACUGACUGGCUGUGCCGUCCUCCCUGCGGAGCCCGUGGGACAGCGGUGGCAGCAGCAUGACUUCGGCGGCGGUGGAAGUUUUGGGGCUGGGACUGGGUAUCCUGGGCUGGGUAGGGGUGAUCCUGGCCUGCGGGUUGCCCAUGUGGCAGGUGUCGGCCUUCAUCGAGGCGAAYAUCGUGGUGGCGCAGACCAUCUGGGAAGGGCUGUGGAUGAGUUGCGUGGUGCAGAGCACAGGGCAAAUGCAGUGCAAGGUGUACGACUCCAUUCUGGCGCUACCGGCCGAGAGGCAGGCGGGCCGGGCGCUCACCGUCAUCGUGUCCCUGCUGGGGCUGGUGGCUCUGAUGGUGACCGUGGUGGGCGCGCAGUGCACCAACUGCAUCCGGCCCAGCAAGAUGAAGACCCGCAUCGUGAUCGCCGGCGGGGCCAUCUACAUCCUCUGCGGGGUCCUGGUUCUCAUCCCGCUCUGCUGGUUCGCCAACAUCGUCAUCAGCGACUUCUACGACCCCCACGUGCCGACGUCCAAGAAGCGGGAGAUGGGGGCCGCGCUCUACAUCGGCUGGGCGGCCACGGCCCUGCUGCUCUUCGGGGGCUGCCUCAUCUGCUGCUGCUCCUGCUCCCAGCACGACGACACCUCCUUCCCCGUCAAGUACUCGGCGCCGCGGCGACCCACGUCCAACGGCGAGUACGACAAGAAGAACUACGUUUGAGCGGGCUGGCCGGUUCCGCGGCCCCGCGGGAGCACGGACAGACGGCUGCGGGCCGUGAGCAUCUGCRGGGAGCUCCAGCGCUCCCCUGCCUGGAGGCGUUUCUUAACGGGGACCCCCGUGAAGCGGCGGCCCUAGGCAGGGCAGCGCCCCGCUGUCCUCCAGCCCAGCUCCCCGGCGGGUCCGGCCGCUCCGCUGCGGGCAGCGCCGCUCUCGGCGCCGCCGGSUCCCGGUACUGACCGAGCGCGCUGCCGGGCGAGCAGAGCCCUCCACGGCCGCGCACAUCAGCCGAAACAGCGUCUCCUGGGCCGGGGGAACCGAGGAGCCCGAGCCAGGCACGGCGGCGCUUACCGGGACGGCCCGUCCGGGCUUCACCGCCGCCGCCUGCCCCCCCGGGUGCUGCCGCAGGCCCCGGCGCUUCCCCGGCAUUACCGUGAGACUUGUGAGUACUUUMCCGCCCGCUAUCGCUGCCAGUGCCUCUCGGGGCACCGCCUGCCCGGUGGGCGCCGGGUGUGCGCUCUCGCCGAGGAGCAGCUUCCCACCUUCGUCACCUCUCCCGAAAGGCUUCAGGCUGGCAGUUCCCGCUCGGACUGAUAAGGGGGGKUUUGAUCAUUUGGGCAACUAAAGUAGGGAUCCUGUCCAAAGCAUGACGCUAACCUUGGUCCUUAAUCUCGCAAACAGUAACUGGAGAAAGUUAUUUGACUCUCUUCGGUUGUUUCAGUCCCUCAGUGAAGUGUAUUGGUCUCUGUAUUUUGAAACCUUGAAAGAUUUCAGGUAGUUGCUGUCCUUCAGUGGAGUCCAAAUCAGAUAACACUAGGUUGUCCCUUGAGGUUCUUCAUCCCUUCUCCCUCUUCAGCUUAUGCUCUGUUUUUACUUGAAUAUGAACUCAUUGCCAGAAUUAUUCAAGGACUAGAUUAAGAAAUCUAGGAGGUCACUGUAUGUCCUGACUCCAGCGGGGCCUCUGCUCCUCUCAUCUGCACUACAGGAGACUGGAAACAUAAAAAUUGCCCCAGAUAACUGAUGGCUGGGGGAGGAUGAGGCCUUUGUAGCCUUCUUGCCAAGCUCUGCUUGCUGCCAAUUUUGAAAUGUGUGUUCAGUUGGAUGUGCACUUGGUUGGCUCCCCAUGGUUUUGUUAACACGUGCUUUCCUUCRUUUACCAAAUCAAGCAAAAAAUUGCUAGAAGAAUCUUACCAAAAAUAUCUUAAAAGACUUUAUGAGAGGUGAUUAGAUGUGAAGCCAUGACUUUCACAGCUCUUAGCUCCUCCACAGUGCCCUGGUAACAACACUCUUCAGACUGGAAGGAAGAUGCUUUGGGCAACAUAACUAAUUUUCUGAGCUCAACACCUCCUGAACUUUGCCACAGUCAGAAAUAUCAGCUUACACUUUUGCAUUUUACACUGCAAAGACAAACUUUGUUGAGGGAGGGGCUUAAGGGGAUGGUGUGAUACUCCUCCAAUCUMAUUACUUGUAAAUCCACACGGGAUUAAGCUACUGACUGUGGCAGCAUCUGCAUUGCCAUAAGGAGAUUUCUGCCAAGAGUUAGCRAGGAAAUGUGCUGUUUAUACUCCUCAGAGAACAACGCUCCAACCUCAUAGAUCUCUCACUAUUGUGUAGCAAUACAGUGCACACCUGACCUGAGCAUUAACUCUUACAGCUUUCUGAUAACACCAAACUUAUGGACUAACCAUAACUGUGGGUCUGACAGAUUUACAUUGACUGUGUUCUUGCCUUAAAACCCUGGAGGUAUCAACAAAUCRCAAACUGGAAUAUGAGACUAAAGCCUUGCCCCUGCAAAUUUUGAUGUUGUGUAUUGAGCACAUGAUUUACCCUUUUGAAGAUAACUACUUUUAUUUUUUAAACACAUAAACAGCAGGGUCUGAGCUCAUCAGAGAAUACAAAAGCAGAGCAAUAUGUCAACAACUACUUUUGCUCUAUAAAAGAGGUGCAGUUAUACUGUUUCUAUUUAAAUAAAAGCUGUAAUAUUGUUUUUAUGAUGUGAUAUGUAGUUUUGGUACAAGUAUGAAAUAUUUCAUCAUUGCAACUUUUUAAAAAACAGUGUAACCUUCUAAAAUGUAAAUGUAUUUGAAUGCGUAUAUUUUGCAAGAAAUUUACCAAAGUUGACUUGUUAUAUGGUUAUAUGGUUUGGUGCCUUUGUUCCAUGACUAUUUUAUUUUAAAUUGUAACAUCCAAGUGUAUUUGUCACCCAGCCUAUAGACCUAGCAAAGGGGUGCACAGAUAUUAGCCCAAAUCCUGCACCUCACUGUCUUUUGUCUCACAUUAAAGAGCUAAACCCCUCUGCCAGACAUGUCUGUAUGUCUCUGAACAGUAGAGCCUUCAAAAGUGCUGCAGAAUUUGGGGUCUGACCAAAAGAUGAAAUCUUUCUAGACAGUGCAUCAGUGGCAUUUCAAAUCAAAACUGGUGUCUUUGGGAGAGAGAGGGAAACCCACACCUUAGAAGGGAAUGUUUUAUAACAAGCCACACUUCUUGUGUCACRGCAGGGCUGGAUCCUCUUAUAACCAAAAUCUGAAACAAUUACACAAAAAGACCUCUUGGAAGAAGCCAGUGCUAACUGUGCAUGUGCUACUAAACACAGCAUCAUCUUACCAAAAUCAUAACUUGUGGCUGAAGUCAAUAGGGCAGUGCCCAACAAUACUUGCAAGAAGUGGGGCCCAUUUUUAAAGGUAUUUUUAUAUUUAAUCUCAUCCUUCAGUAUCCUUAGUUGUUGCUGUGCUUUAAAAAAUAACCCGAGAGAAUGCUGUUACUGAUGUCACUGGYUUUGAGGUAAAAGUCUAAGUUGGUUUUUGCUAUAAUUUGUUUUCUAAGAGCAAAGAUCUAAUUCUGGACUUAAAAACUUGGAAGUGCUGAGGAUCAGGCCUGAACUCCAUCCCAAUGAAAAGAUAAAUCUAUAGCACUUGUUUACUAUUUUUAUUUUGUAUUUAUGAUUUCGCAUAAAAAUAAAAACAUGUAAACCAAUCCCUKAA